Letharia columbiana is the source of this 1509-nucleotide messenger RNA. RefSeq lists its product as uncharacterized. The transcript is spliced from 5 exons. NCBI's taxonomy places the organism in Eukaryota, Fungi, Ascomycota, Lecanoromycetes, Lecanorales, Parmeliaceae. Bases 1 to 1509 code for a protein of 502 amino acids. Gene Ontology annotation, biological process: mycotoxin biosynthetic process. Gene Ontology annotation, molecular function: acetyltransferase activity. The record is from RefSeq and is a predicted model, not a curated record.
AUGAGCCUACUACCCCUCAUAGAACCCUCCCUCUACAAUUGGCGCCCCUCCACUAAGACACCAAACUUAUAUCUCCGUCGUGCACUCGGCGCCGAAACAAGAUGGGCUCGUCAGGCACCUGGACCGCGGCAAAUGUUCUUGAGUGGGAGGUUUACCCUUACUGGUCCCUGCUCCACUUUGUCCCUUGAGUCAUUUGGCAAUGCGGCGGAGCAUGCGUGGUUGAGAGUCCGAUGCGAGUUUCCGGAAGUCGUGCUGAGACCUAGUAGUGAGCAAGGAGAAGAUGGGAGUAUUUUGCUAGAGCUGAAGAUUCCAGGGUCUGAUGGAGAGGCUAGGGAGUGGAUGAGGAGGUCGCUCUUCUUCGGGACUUGUGAAGAGAGUAACAGCGCGGAGGAGGAGAUGAGGCAAGCUGUGAUUACGCACCCGGUUUGUGUGCGCUUGACUGCAAGAGUAGAUCAGGAGGGCAAGGUGGCUGGAGCUGAGUUUGCGUUUCGAGUCGAUCAUAUGACUGCAGAUGGUGUUGGGGCAUAUAUCUUGGCGGGAUGCUACUUUGAGUUUCUAGCACAUGCCGUGAGCGGAAGGGAAGCGACCCUCGAUUGGGAAGCAUUAAAGGGGAAACUCCCAAUGCCGUGGGUGGGCAUGAUGAACAGUGAACAAAGGACUGAGGGAAAGGAAUUCGAAGAGGGUGUGAAGAACCUCACCAAUCUGGUGAUGGAGGCGAGCAAGAGCGAAUGGGGAAUGGAAGUUGUUUCCAGGGACGGAUACAUGCCGAAAGCUAUUCAUAAGCGAUUCUCGGUCGAAGAUAGUGACGCUAUAUUGCUUGGUGUAAGAAAUAAGUUAGGAAAAGCAUGCUCUGUCACUCAUCUUGGCCACGCGGCCAUGGUGAUGACGAUGCUCAAAUUCAAACCAGUCUCAGAAAGGCCGACGCACGGUGAUCAUUUGGUAUCUCCGCUGUUCAUCAAUGGACGAAGGUAUCUUGAUCAAGGUGUUCCAGGAUCACACAGUCACAUCUCCUUGUGCAGAGCUUUUAGUGCGAUUGAGUUCCGGGAUGUUGAGAGUUACAUUCUCUCGGACAACGCCAGCAGGGAAGAAGUCCAGGGGAAGCUGAGAUUAGCGUGCGCAGAGGCUUUCAGAUCGUAUCAAGCGGUCCGGGACCAGAAGUCGGUACUCACUGAAUCACUUUCCGUGGCCGAGCAUAUGGCGAGGGCGAAGACCAAGAAAGCCUUCAAAGGCAAAUGGACGGCUGAUGCUUUCUUCUUGAGUGAUGGACUCAUCGAAACACACAUCUCCAACUCAUAUUGUGACCAGACGCGAACCCAUAAGGUCUUGGAAGUCGAUGACGUGCAAUUUACGGCCAGCCCAGAUGGGCCACCAUUGGUCAUACGUAUGAGCACAUUCAGACAAGCCAUCAAUCUGUCAGCCGAAUGGAAUGGAGCACAGCAUGUGGACGAGGAUAUUCGGAGGUUCUUGGAAAAUGUUGCGGAGCUUAUGCUGAGCUUGAUAAGAGACUAA